AACGUACUAGCUCGGUACCGAGUUCCGUCUCUGGUGUUAGGUUCGCAUUGAAUGAAAAGAGGUGCUGGUUGAUGCUUAUAAAUAGCAAUUGGAAAUCAGUAUGUGUGGUGGUCGCGUUAGUGCCUACUAAUAGAUGUCCUGAAGUAGUUUAGUUACACUUCAGAUACAAUUAAAAGUGGAAAUAAUUUUAUUUUGGUAAAGAUGGCUGCUCGAUACAUAUUCAAACAUGUUCGAACGCCACAGCUUUUACCCCAACUGCACCGCGCUUCGAGUACAAUGUCCAUGUUUGACAUUCAGCACAAAUCUCCAAUCGUUAGGAAGGUCCCAAACAUACCUAAAGCUCACUACGGUGGACGACAUACCGUUACUUUGCUUCCAGGCGCCGGUAUUGGACCAGAGUUGAUGGGUUAUGUAAAGGAAGUAUUUCGCUAUGCAGGUGUCCCAGUUGAUUUUGAGGACGUUGACAUCGAUCCGAUGUCUGAAAAUAAUGAUGACCUUGAAUACGCAAUUACGACAAUACGCAGAAAUGGCGUAGCAUUGAAAGGAAAUAUAGAAACACGUAUGAUGGAUUCAGGUGUUCCCUCUCGUAAUGUUGCCUUGAGGAACGAGCUAGAUCUCUACAUAAGCGUGCUGCAUUGCUUGUCCUACGAGGGUGUUGCUUCCAGACAAAAGGACAUGGAUAUUGUGAUAGUCAGGCAAAAUACUGAAGGAGAAUAUGCAAUGUUGGAGCACCAGAGCGUUUCGGGUGUUGUUGAAAGUAUGAAAGUUAUAACAAAAUCAAACUCAGAGCGUGUAGCCAAAUAUGCUUUUGAGUACGCCAAGCGACAUGGAAGAAAGAAGGUCACCACUGUCCAUAAAGCCAAUAUCAUGAAACUUUCGGACGGGUUGUUUUUAGAGACGGCUAGACAAAUGGCUAAAAAUUAUCCAGAGAUACAGCACAACGACAUGAUUAUCGAUAACACCUGCAUGCAGCUAGUUUCCAAUCCACAUCAGUUUGAUAUUAUUCUGACGACAAAUUUGUAUGGUAGCAUUGUGUCGAAUGUAGUCUGUGGGUUAUUGGGAGGAGCUGGUUUGUUAGCUGGAAAAAAUUACGGUGAUCAGUAUGCUAUCUUUGAACCUGGUACUCGAAAUACUGGAAGUUCAAUAGCUGGAAAGAAUGUUGCCAACCCAAUCGCCAUGUUGAAUGCUGCAGUUGAUAUGCUCAGGCAUUUAGGCCACAGGCAACACGCUAGUAUUAUACAAUCAGCUAUAAAUAAGACGAUAAAUGCAGGAAUUCAUACUCGUGAUCUUGGAGGCACUGCGUCCAGCUCCGAAGUUGUGGAAUCCAUUAUGAAGCAUAUUAAACAAGGGGUGCAUUAAAUUUUUAUUAACUGCGAUCGAUCGACCUCCGUGAUGUAAUUUUACGAUGUUUCAUAGUAGUGUAAAUUCGACUUUAUUAUUUAUAAUAAUCCAUAACACGUAUCUCUAGUAAAUCAUGACUGUUAUGCUGUGAGAGUAUUAUUAUUGAACAUAAGUCGCUUACACUUUAGGUGUGUACAAAAUUAUUUUAUCUAGACUACAAGCACAAAAUAUUUACGUAUUUAUUCAUACUCUAAUUAGAUCAAUCACGUGGUAUUAUGUGAGAUUAUUCUUGUCUCUGUUAUCACUGUCAAAGUGAACUUCGUUUGUCCAAAAAUAAAUCUUCCUUCGCAGAAUUAGGGACAGUUAUUUCAAUAAGAAAUGAAUGUGGCAACCAAGCUUACACACUUGUGGAGUUCAGAUCUUUACCCAUUAUUAUAAAGACCUUGCUAUCUGCCAGCUAUGAACCACAUACAAUGAUGCAAUUGUAAUAGAUCUUUUAUCCAGUGCAGGCUAAUAUGCUCAGAUUAGAGUGAUAAGUCUCAUUGGAAUAGUACGAAUACUCAUUCAUUGUAUGUUCUUAUGUAAAUUUAAAGAAGUAGAAACUUUUUAAUGAUCCGUUUGUAGCUGAAUUACAGAUACGCUGUUUAUUGUAUAAUUUUAUUUUAAAUAAAGAGGUGCUUUCUAUUUUCAA
Athalia rosae (coleseed sawfly) is the source of this 2032-nucleotide messenger RNA. It is a transcript of the gene Idh3g, whose product is annotated as isocitrate dehydrogenase [NAD] subunit gamma, mitochondrial. Gene Ontology annotation, cellular component: mitochondrion. The coding region runs from base 202 to 1359 and encodes 385 amino acids. The transcript has a single exon. NCBI's taxonomy places the organism in Eukaryota, Metazoa, Arthropoda, Insecta, Hymenoptera, Athaliidae. Gene Ontology annotation, biological process: tricarboxylic acid cycle; isocitrate metabolic process. The record is from RefSeq and is a predicted model, not a curated record.